Monomorium pharaonis (pharaoh ant) is the source of this 1054-nucleotide messenger RNA. Its product is annotated as dehydrodolichyl diphosphate synthase complex subunit DHDDS-like. The coding region runs from base 116 to 1015 and encodes 299 amino acids. The transcript is spliced from 5 exons. Gene Ontology annotation, molecular function: ditrans,polycis-polyprenyl diphosphate synthase [(2E,6E)-farnesyl diphosphate specific] activity. Gene Ontology annotation, biological process: polyprenol biosynthetic process. Lineage: Eukaryota; Metazoa; Arthropoda; Insecta; Hymenoptera; Formicidae. Gene Ontology annotation, cellular component: endoplasmic reticulum; dehydrodolichyl diphosphate synthase complex. The record is from RefSeq and is a predicted model, not a curated record.
GUGUUAAUCAAUUAGCACUAUAUAUGAGGCAUUCAAUGACUAUUAUUGACAUAGCAAGUUUGACAAUCCGCCGAGGAUAGAUUGUACAUUUUCGAAUACCUAUACAUAAAAUUUGAUGUCGUGGAUAUUACAACGCAUUUUGAAUUGGGUGAGAUACCUGGUUUUAAGGAUCAUUAAGACUGGCGAGAUACCUACACACGUGGCGUUUAUCAUGGAUGGUAACAGACGUUACGCAAAUAAAAGAAGCAUAGCCAAGAAAGAGGGACACUCAAAGGGAUUUAAAAUACUGAUGAAAGCAUUGAAAUGGGGCUUGGAACUUGGUAUUACAGAGAUCACAGUUUAUGCUUUUAGCAUAAAUAACUUCAAUCGUAGUGAAGAAGAAGUCAAUGAUCUCAUUGAUCUUAGCAGGCAGAAGUUCAAAGGUUUUUUAGAAGAAUUAGACAAACUGAAGGACGCUGGAGUUUGCAUUCGUGUGUUUGGUAACUGGUCCUUGCUUCCAAAAGAUGUAUGCCAAAUAAUUGCUCAAUGUAUGAUCGCCACGAAGGAUAAUAAUAAAAUAAUUUUAAAUAUAGCUUACUCUUAUACAUCAAGGGAUGAACUUACUCAUGCAAUUAAAGACAUAUUAAAAGGUAUAAAACAUAAAAAUAUCUUACCAGAAGAUAUUAACGAAGAUUUGAUUUCUAAUUGCUUAUACACUUACAAAUCCUCAAAUCCAGAUUUAUUAAUUCGUACUUCCGGAGAAUUUCGACUUAGUGACUUUCUCACGUGGCAAAUUUCUAACACUUGCAUUUACUUUACCGAUGUUUUAUGGCCUGAGUUAACUCCAUGGAAAUUGCUCGCUGCAAUCUUUUAUUACCAAAGCUGUUCUGACUUGCGAAAAGUUAAGAAUAAUUUAAAACCUAUUGUGCAUAAUAGUAGAGUAUCUAUGUUUGUUGAUAAAAUACAUCACGAACGCAAAACUAUGAUUGAAAAUAUCAGCAAUAAUUACGAGCAAUUAAGUUCUGAAAAUGUCUGAAAUAUUCUAAUAAGUGUCAGUAAAAGAUGCUGAAAAUUU